Molecule: messenger RNA, 588 nt
Organism: Ostertagia ostertagi
Lineage: Eukaryota; Metazoa; Nematoda; Chromadorea; Rhabditida; Trichostrongylidae
Source: the annotation of a GenBank genome assembly
AGCCAGUCGCUGGCGUUCAAGCCUGAUGGGGACAAGAUCGCUACAUCUCAAGCAUACAGACUCGCUAAAAAGAUUCUAGAUGCAGAGACUACCAAAGAUAAAAGGGUAGCCGUGUUCACAGAUGGUCAAAGUUCAACAUGUGACAUACCUGAAACUGAGGAUAAGGAUGAACUCAGCGUUGUCGACAAGAUGCGCAAAAAUGGCACGAAUAUGGUAAUGGUCCCCACAGGACCACCCGCGAAUGGAACAAACAUGACCGACUUUGUCGACGAUCCAAGCAAUGUACUAGAUACUAAGCAAGGAAGGGACGUUACAGCAAAACCGGACUCCGACGAGGCCAGGGAAAUGCAAAAUCGUUUGCUUGAUGCGCUCACAAAACCAUUGGAACUUGAGCACGCUACAGUUCCUCACGAAGAGACUGCAGAACCCGAAACCGGAAACAGUGUUGCUGGUUUUGAUAGAACGACACCAGAGAAUAAUGACCGUAACAUGGUAACUCCACCACUAGGAAUGGAUCAUGUCACGUCAAGACCAGAUGCUGUAAGAUCAGGCUUAGCUUUCAACAUUCACAUCGAAGUUCUGCAGAAG